AUGUACAGCAUCGACACGGUACAUUCAAGCUAUACGGCAGCAAAGAAUCGAGUCCGUCAAUACAACCAAUUUGUGGUGCUCCUGAAGCGUGAUGAAGAUGCAUGGGAACAGAGACUCAAGGAAGCAGGUUAUGUAGUGAUCGAACAGCGUUUGUGUAGGGUGGCACUUGACGGAUUCGAGGUGGAAGACGAUGAACAGGACGCGUUGCUCAAGUGCACCGUUGACACGGUGUUCGCCAACUUUAUUGCAGCUCAGCACAGAGUCCGCCAGUACAACCAAUUCCUGACCAUUCUGAAUGGUGAGGAAGAGGCAUGGGCACAAAGAUUUCAGAAGGCAUCAUCGGUAAUGCCGGAUUACCAACCUAGUGCUACAAGACAUGUUCCUAUGGCAAAUAUGGUAAUGCCUAAUGAGGGAUCCAGUCUGAACGCGCGGUUCCUUCGUCGCCCUUUGCUGGGAUUUCGUACAGAGGACAAGAAACAAACAAAAUUUUCCCAUUCCUACUAUUACUAUCCUGAGAGGGCGACCGGAGACUCCGCUCUCAAAUGGGACCGUCGUUCCAAGGGAGAUGUCGGACUUGCCGGAAUAUACAAUGGUCACGGUAGUCUACUACUAGGAGUACUAGAUCCGUAUUAUAUAUAUCGGAUAGCUACCUACGACAAUCGCCGUAUGAUCACAACUUCUCAUGCUCCGCGUUGCUCUUGGGAGAGGGAUACAGAUUUUCGUGGCCUUAGCAGGCAUCGCUCCAUCUGCAGGCAUUACCGCAAGGAAAGCACACUAGCUACCGAGAGAAGGCGGAACCGCGCACAGGAAUCCGUUCAAACCUUGCAAAGGUCCUCACAGCUCGCGACUAGCAGUGGUACUCCUAGGCUCGGACCAGUUCUAUUUACAAAGAACGGUCACUUGAAACCUAUAGCCCGUAGCGAACCUAUGGUGUUUGGUACCCUACAUCAACCUAUCCACCCAGCCAUCACCGCUCGUGCUAGUACGCCCACUCAUAUGUCGAACUUCGACUCCGACGUCUUGGAUGUUGCCAUGGAGGAUCUUGAUGAGCGAGGCUAUGAUUCCCCAGUAGUACUCAUUGUCAUCACCAACAGCCACAGGUCAACACUCCUCGCAACGCAAGCCUAG
This is a messenger RNA of Suillus plorans, 1128 nucleotides long. RefSeq lists its product as uncharacterized. The record is from RefSeq and is a predicted model, not a curated record. Lineage: Eukaryota; Fungi; Basidiomycota; Agaricomycetes; Boletales; Suillaceae. The coding region runs from base 1 to 1128 and encodes 375 amino acids. The transcript is spliced from 6 exons.